AUGCCAUUCAACGGGCAGCAAAACGAGUGCAGCCGAGAUGAUAUGCUGAUGAUCAUGCCUCAGAAACCUGCACCUUAUCAAAGUCACCAGAGUCGCCAUAAAGAGGUGCCAAGUGACUACAACAACAUCCAGCCACUGGAUAGCUUCGAUUUUGCCAAGACUGAGCCAAUACAGCUGCGACCAUGGAAGCCCAAGUUCCACCUUACCAUGGGCCUUGAGAACGCAACGUUCUCAGAUAUCCUGCCGCUUGAUAAUACACUGGUGGAUCGGCUUGCUUUGCGACGCAGAGUUGUGGCUCAACAUCGGGAAAUGGUGACAAGUGCUAACCCCUGUUCGGAGAGUGCUGUCAAGGAGUUUUACAUCUGGCUUGUUAGAACCUAUCUCCCUCGAAGGUAUCCAGAUAUUUAUACCUGUGGAGAGGACAUGCUUUUCGGUCCCGAGUCGACUGCAAUGCCAACGAAUCCGCCAGACAACGUCAGAGAUGUACUAGGCCUGAUAGCUGAGAACGUCGACGCCGAGUUUUUCUUUCUCCAGCGCCAAGGCGACAGCUACGUUGCACGAGCAAUUAUAAACUGCUACCCCUUCACUUUCAACCCGGCGCACAAGUUGAACAAGACCUUGGCCCAAAUUCAUGGUCCUAUUCCCGGCUACGCCAUCAAACUUCAGAAGUCUAUGGACCGCUACUUCGCUUCUCUAGCAAAGGGAAAACUGGCAAAGCGCCAUAAUUGGAACAUAGCGCUUGACCGAGAACUUUUUAGCCCGACUAAGAAUCCCUUGACAUUCCUGCCGGUGCCGGUGAUGGAAAAGAUCAAGGACGCUCUGGAAUGGCUGGGUAUCGGCUUCCCAAAAAUAAAGAGCGGCGAGGUGGAUGCUGAGCAAGUGACUCUUCGCUGUGAGAGGCAGACGCUCCACAGGAUGAUGGAAAAUGAAGACACGUUAGUCUUUUCGUUUAAGACUUAUCAGUACCCUCUAAGGCAGAUUCGAGACGAAGGAGGUGGACCUGCAUUGGCUGAAGCAAUCAGGGGUAUCAAGAGCGGUAGCGUGCCUCAGAUUGAGUGGUACAAGGCGUCGAUGUAUUGGGCAGAUGCUGUGGUCGACUACUUACUAACCGAGGACUCUAUCUAA
Molecule: messenger RNA, 1125 nt
Organism: Colletotrichum orchidophilum
Lineage: Eukaryota; Fungi; Ascomycota; Sordariomycetes; Glomerellales; Glomerellaceae
Exons: 1
Coding region: 1-1125 (374 amino acids)
Source: RefSeq, a predicted model, not a curated record